AUGCGGACUGUUAUUACCUGCAACGGCCGCAACACUCAGCAAUCGACAGUAACGACGCACAUUCCACGGUAUGGGAAGCUGCGUCUCUUCACCGCCAGCGCCGCCGCCAAAAGAUGCGCAUCGUUCACGAAUUGCGCAGGAGAAGCUGAAUACAACCGUCAAAUCAACAAGGAACUCGCCUUGGCGGAGCGCAAACUCCAUCGUGAAGUCAAGAUCCUGCUACUGGGUGCUGGUGAAUCUGGUAAAACAACAGUGCUGAAGCAGAUGCGGCUCAUCCAUGCAUCUGGCUUUUCCGUACAAGAGCGGCAACAUUGGCGGACAGUUGUCUUUCAAAAUCUGCUCGUGUCCAUGAGAACAAUGCUAGAAGCAAUGGAGUUGCUUGAGGUUGAGCUACGGCAAGAGAACGAAGACUAUAUUGACUUGUUCUUGCGCGACUAUGAAAUUGAGCGCAAUGAACCUCUUCCGGCAGCAUUCUAUGGCGCCAUGACGCGCAUGUGGCAAGAUGAAGGUAUCCAAGAAGUUGCUCUACGUGGCAACGAAUACGCACUACACGACAAUGUCUACUAUUUCUACAACCAGCUCGACGCUCUCUUUGCACCAGAUUAUAUACCCAGCGACCAAGACAUUCUGCAUUGCCGACUCAAAACAACAGGUAUCACGGAGACGUUGUUUGAGUUGCAUGAAUUAUCCUAUCGCAUGUUUGACGUCGGUGGUCAGCGUUCAGAACGGAAAAAGUGGAUCCAUUGCUUUGAACAAGUGACUGCAGUUUUGUUCCUUGCCUCCCUCAGCGGCUAUGAUCAGUGUCUUGUGGAGGAUCGCAGUGCCAAUCAAGUGAGCGAAGCGCUGAUGCUAUUUGAUGCGAUAUGCGGCAGUCAGUGGUUCGUCAAGACGAGCAUGAUUCUUUUUCUCAACAAGAUGGAUCUCUUCCGCGACAAGCUCGAUGGUGAUGGUGGUGUGUCGUUUCAAAAGUGGUUUCCAGACUGGAAACCGCAAUCGCAUGGCAGAGUGGCGGAUGAGGGCAUGCUCUUUUUGCAGCACAAGUUUGCAGAUCCGAAAAAACGGACGGAGCGUGUCAUUUACAGCCAUUUCACCAAUGCAACAGAUACUACUUUGUUGAGAAGUGUCAUGGCGAGUGUCACGGAUAUUAUCUUGCAGAACAAUCUCAAGGGAGUCUUGUUGUGAGCGAGAUGGUGACCUGGCCGUACAGAAAUGAAGAUUCUGGAAGCUAUUGUGCAAUUAUGCAAACCCUUUGCAAUGAAGAAGUUCAGGCAGUAUGUUUGCCAACAUCCCCUCGAAGGACUCGCUCCUGUCAAUUAGUCGUCAUUGCAAAUCGAUGAAAUUGGGCUCACGAGCUUCAUAGCCCGUGUCGCUUAAAAAGGGUUCUACUGGCUUGCUCUUUUCAUAAUUCCUCAAUCCUAGGGACGAUCAUAUCGAACAAUGCCUAAUCUUAUAUGC
Molecule: messenger RNA, 1455 nt
Organism: Protomyces lactucae-debilis
Lineage: Eukaryota; Fungi; Ascomycota; Taphrinomycetes; Taphrinales; Protomycetaceae
Product: guanine nucleotide binding protein alpha subunit
Exons: 2
Coding region: 1-1182 (393 amino acids)
Biological process (GO): Rho protein signal transduction; G protein-coupled receptor signaling pathway
Cellular component (GO): heterotrimeric G-protein complex
Molecular function (GO): guanyl nucleotide binding; GTPase activity; G protein-coupled receptor binding
Source: RefSeq, a predicted model, not a curated record